Monoraphidium neglectum is the source of this 633-nucleotide messenger RNA. RefSeq lists its product as hypothetical. The coding region runs from base 1 to 633 and encodes 210 amino acids. The record is from RefSeq and is a predicted model, not a curated record. The transcript is spliced from 5 exons. NCBI's taxonomy places the organism in Eukaryota, Viridiplantae, Chlorophyta, Chlorophyceae, Sphaeropleales, Selenastraceae. Gene Ontology annotation, molecular function: protein binding.
AUGCGUGGGCGCACUGCUGCUGCGCAGGACUUGGGUGCCUCCUCCACCGCGCAGCCUGAGGUGCGAGAGGUCCGCGUGUGCACCAGCAAGGUCUGCAAGAAGCAGGGGGCAGAGCAGGUCCUGCGUUUCGGCCAGGACCUGGGCCUGAGGGGCGUCGAAAUCACCGCUGGCGGCUGCCUGGGCAACUGCGGCAGCGGGCCCAACCUGGUUGUGCUGCCUGACGAGAUCGUGCUGCGCCACGUCAGCACGCCGGCGGACCUGACGCAGGCGCUGCGGGCGUUCUGCGACGCAGACGUUGGGGAGGAGGUGGGCAGGUACGAGGCCGCCCUGGAGGCGAGCCCGAGCGCCGGCAGCGCCUACAUGGUGCACAGCAACCUGUCGGCUGCCUACAUGCACAUGCGGCGCCACCAGGACGCGCUUGCCGCCGCGCGGCGGGCGGUGGAGGGCGCACCCAGGGGCUUCCACAAGGCCCACGUGCGCCUGAUUGAUGCGCUGUACGCCCUGGGCCGCUUCUCAGAGGCGGACGCAGCGCUGGGCGCGGCCGUGGCUCUGGACCCCUCGUUCACCCGCCAGCCAGAGUACAAGCUCAUCGUGGCGGCGCUCAAGGGGGCCAAGAGGAGCGCCCGCGCGUAG